Messenger RNA from Lobosporangium transversale, 1829 nucleotides. RefSeq names its product alpha-beta tubulin. Bases 288 to 1634 code for a protein of 448 amino acids. Gene Ontology annotation, molecular function: structural constituent of cytoskeleton; GTPase activity; GTP binding. NCBI's taxonomy places the organism in Eukaryota, Fungi, Mortierellomycota, Mortierellomycetes, Mortierellales, Mortierellaceae. Gene Ontology annotation, biological process: mitotic cell cycle; microtubule cytoskeleton organization. Gene Ontology annotation, cellular component: cytoplasm; microtubule. The record is from RefSeq and is a predicted model, not a curated record. The transcript has 4 exons.
UCCCGCAAGAGGUCGAAAAAAGAAGCUCUCACUCCUUCCCCUAUUCCCUCCCAUCAAGCUUAAAAAGCAAUCUUCCUCUUCUUUUCUUUUUUCUCUUUUCUCUUUUCCUCCUCUGUUCUAUACCUUUGUUCCUCCUUCUUUAGCCAGUUCCAUCCUUCUCCUCUUCCCUUUAUAAUAUAUCCAUUCGUCAUCAUCCAUUUCCUUAUUCAGUCUUCUGGCGCGUUUUCGUCGUCCCCUUACUAAUUCAUUAAUUUCUAACAUCACCUUUCUUACAUUACAAAUUCAUCAUGCGUGAGAUUGUCCAUUUGCAAACCGGUCAGUGCGGAAACCAGAUUGGAGGCAAGUUCUGGGAGGUCAUCAGUGAGGAACACGGUAUCGACAACACCGGUGUCUACAAUGGUGACUCGGACUUGCAGCUUGAACGCAUCAACGUCUACUAUAAUGAAGCAUCUGGCGGCAAAUAUGUCCCUCGUGCCAUCCUCGUUGAUCUUGAACCCGGCACCAUCGACGCUAUCCGCACUGGCGAAUUUGGCCAACUUUUCCGCCCCGAUAACUAUGUCUUUGGCCAGAGUGGCGCUGGCAACAACUGGGCCAAAGGUCAUUACACUGAGGGUGCCGAGCUUGUCGACUCGGUCCUUGAUAUUGUCCGCAAGGAGGCUGAAUCUUGCGACUGUCUCCAAGGAUUCCAGAUUACGCACUCGUUAGGAGGCGGUACUGGCUCUGGUAUGGGAACUCUCCUGAUUUCUAAGAUUCGUGAAGAAUACCCUGAUCGCAUGAUGUGCACAUUCUCCGUCAUGCCUUCUCCAAAGGUGUCAGAUACGGUUGUUGAACCCUACAAUGCAACUCUGUCUGUUCAUCAAUUGGUCGAGAACUCUGACGAGACUUUCUGUAUUGACAACGAUGCUCUCUAUGAUAUUUGCUUCCGUACCCUCAAACUCACUGCCCCCAGUUAUGGCGAUCUUAACCACUUGGUCUCUGUCGUUAUGAGCGGUAUCACCACUUCGCUUCGAUUCCCCGGUCAGCUCAAUGCUGACUUGAGGAAGUUGGCCGUUAACUUGGUUCCUUUCCCUCGUCUUCACUUCUUUAUGGUUGGCUUUGCUCCUUUGACUGCCAACAACUCGGCAUCCUUCCGCGCAUUAACUGUUCCUGAGUUAACUCAGCAAAUGUUUGACGCCAAGAACAUGAUGGCCGCAUCAGAUCCUCGCCACGGUCGUUACUUGACCGUCGCUGCCAUGUUCCGCGGUCGUAUGUCGACUAAGGAAGUUGAUGAACAGAUGCUCAACGUUCAGUCCAAGAACAGCUCGUAUUUUGUUGAAUGGAUCCCCAACAAUGUCAAGACUGCUGUCUGUGAUAUUCCACCUCGUGGUCUCAAGAUGUCGGUCACCUUCAUUGGAAACUCCACUGCUAUUCAGGAGCUCUUCAAACGUAUUUCUGAGCAAUUCACUGCCAUGUUCCGUCGCAAGGCUUUCUUGCAUUGGUACACUGGUGAAGGCAUGGAUGAAAUGGAAUUCACAGAAGCUGAAUCCAACAUGAACGACUUGGUGUCUGAAUACCAACAGUAUCAGGACGCCACCAUCGAGGACGAGGAUGUUGGUGAUUAUGGUGAUGAAGGUCAUGAGGAAAUGGAGAUUUAAGCACCAUAAAUAAUAGAUUGAUAAAUAGUCAUUUUACCUUUUAGUGCCCUCAGAUGGAUGGAGCUCACACUGCACUAAACUCGCCGAGACCAUUUUUCUUUUCUUUGCGAUUUGUAUUAAACACAAGCAACAGUAAUAAAAAAAGAAUAUAAAUAAAAAGAUUCAGCUGAAAAUCCGUUGAGCGGGAAAAUUGGC